Molecule: messenger RNA, 2148 nt
Organism: Trichoplax adhaerens
Lineage: Eukaryota; Metazoa; Placozoa; Uniplacotomia; Trichoplacea; Trichoplacidae
Exons: 17
Coding region: 1-2148 (715 amino acids)
Cellular component (GO): membrane
Source: RefSeq, a predicted model, not a curated record
AUGCUUCGUCGUUCUCUUCAUUCUUACACGAAAUUGGUAAUUUUAAUAUGUGUAUUUGGUUGGACUUCAACCAACGUGAACCCCCGCGCUCGUGAUACUUCAGAUGCUUGUUUACUAAGUGGAAAAAAACAUCAUUUCUCAACGGGGUGCCUAGUAUUGGAAAGCCUAAAUAUAAUUCAUCAACCUACGCAAGAGUCAGAAGAAAUAAGCAAGGCGGCAAUUUUAACCAAAUUAAUUGAUACUUGCCAAUUAAGAGAGAAAAAUAUUACUAAGAUGCUUCGUCAUUCUCCUUCUUUCUUCAUGGAGUUGACAAUAUUAAUAUUUAUAUUUGCUUGGGCUUCAAUCAGCGGUGCAGAAGCAUUUACAGAGGUCGAUUUAAGUUGUAAUUUUGAGAGAAAUUUUUGCCAAUGGGAAAGUGGCCGUCGUACAGAUUCUAAAUUUGCUUGGAUCAGAAACAAGGGAGAAACUAUCACCUCCAAAACUGGUCCAAGUUACGAUCAUACCUAUCAAAAUCCAAAUCGUGGCUAUUACGCAUACCUUGAAACAUCCAAUCCAUUAUACAAUAGGGCUACCUUGGAGAGUCCUGUAAUUCGCAGUAAUCAUAGUCAUUGCCUACGAUUUUGGUACAAUAUGAAUGGAGCAGACGUUAGUCGACUUCAAGUUGUAUCAUCUACAUUAGAAAUAUUAUGGUCAAAAGAGCAUAAUCAUGGCAAUAUUUGGCUAUUAGCUGAAGUCGAUAUAUUCUUAAGAGUGCAACAAUAUAAAAUAUCGAUUACUGGGUACGCCGGAAAUAGCUACGAAGCAGAUAUAGCUAUCGAUGAUAUUACAUGGGAAAAAGGAUUGUGUAAAAAUACAGAAUUUGAUAAUUUAAAGUGCAAUUUUGAAUCGGGUUACUGCGGCUGGACUAAUGUUGGCUUUGACAAUUUUGAUUGGACUCGAAGAUCUGGCUCAACCUAUAGUAUUAAUACUGGACCUGAUUAUGAUCAUACCUUGCAGACGCCAAACGGUUAUUAUGCAUAUAUGGAAGCCUCUGAUAGACACGCUGGAGAGAAAGUUAUAUUAGUUAGCAGAGUUCUGAAUAAUAAACGACCGAUAUGCUUUUCAUUUUGGUAUCAUAUGCAUGGUAAACGAGUCGGCAAAUUAUUAAUUAAGGUUGUAACUAAAAAUUCAACCGAAGUAUUAUGGGUAAAGGAAGGUAGUCAAGGUCAAGAUUGGAAAGAAGCAAAGAUCAAUAUAACGACUAUUCCACGAGAAUAUCAAAUUCAUAUCGUAGCAGUUUGUGGCCUUGACUGGUCAAGUGAUAUUGCAAUUGACGAUAUCGAAAUAAAUGAAGGCAGUUGUGGCAUACACCCAUGUAACCAGAAUCCUUGCAAGAAUGGUCGAUGUAAUAUCAUCAGCUCUGUUAGCUAUACAUGUGACUGUUGGAUAGGAUAUGAAGGAAAACACUGCGAAAUCUUUAAAGGAUAUAAAGCGUGCGAAAGUAAUCCUUGCCUAUCGGGCACUUGCGUAAGCUUGGCUAAUGGAAGGCGAUAUAAAUGUCAAUGUCCUCCCGGAUUUACAGGAGCUCAAUGCUUACGAAUUUCGAACUGGACAUGCGAUUUUAAAAAAGAUUUUUGUUCUUGGGAGCAAAGUGAUUUAGAUACAUUAGACUGGGAAUUCGCUGAGUUGGAAAAUCGUGAUCGGUACUUAAGUUUAUUCAAUAGAGAUGGGAGCAAUGGCUUUGCUAUUAUCAAGAGUCCAUUACUGCAAGGCAAUGAUAAACUGUGCUUCAAAUUUUCCUAUCUUAUCGUCGGUAAUACGACAUCAUUGGCUGUAACCACCUCCUUUAACGGCAAAAUCUGGUCUAAAGAUGGUGGAAGGAUAAAUACUUGGCGUAAAGCUGCAAUUACAAUCGAUAAAGUAGACCGUUAUGUUCUCUUCAAGAUUUAUAUCACAGCAUUACGUCGUCGAGGAGACGGAAGGAUCGCACUUGAUGAUGUUCAGCUACUUCCCGGAAAAUGCCCCAACUUAGAUUGCAACUUUCAAGAUGACUUCUGUGCUUGGAAUAAUGCGUUCUUCGAUGAUUUUGAUUGGGGAAGAAGGUCUGGUCCUGUAACAACUACAUCUAUUGGAGCUAAAACGAGUACUAAAUUGCGUCCAGGUGCUUAA